Molecule: messenger RNA, 2438 nt
Organism: Mus caroli (Ryukyu mouse)
Lineage: Eukaryota; Metazoa; Chordata; Mammalia; Rodentia; Muridae
Gene: Cd86
Product: CD86 molecule
Biological process (GO): immune response; negative regulation of T cell proliferation; positive regulation of T cell proliferation
Cellular component (GO): external side of plasma membrane
Source: RefSeq, a predicted model, not a curated record
AGGAGCGAGCAGACGCGUAAGAGUGGCUCCUGUGGGCAGCACGUACUUGAACAACCAGACUCAUUGUAGACGUGUUCCAGAACUUACGGAAGUACCCACGAUGGACCCCAGAUGCACCAUGGGCUUGGCAAUCCUUAUCUUUGUGACAGUCUUGCUGAUCUCAGAUGCUGUUUCCGUGGAGACGCAAGCUUAUUUCAAUGGGACUGCGUAUCUGCCGUGCCCAUUUACAAAGGCUCAAAACAUAAGCCUGAGUGAGCUGGUAGUAUUUUGGCAGGACCAGCAAAAGUUGGUUCUGUACGAGCACUAUUUGGGCACCGAGAAACUUGAUAGUGUGAAUGCCAAGUACUUGGGCCGCACGAGCUUUGACAGGGACAACUGGACUCUACGCCUUCACAAUGUUCAGAUCAAGGACAUGGGCUCGUACGAUUGUUUUAUACAAAAGAAGCCACCCACAGGAUCAAUUAUCCUCCAACAGACAUUAACAGAGCUGUCAGUGAUCGCCAACUUCAGUGAACCUGAAAUAAAACUGGCUCAGAAUGUAACAAGAACUUCUGGCAUAAAUUUGACCUGCACGUCUAAGCAAGGUCACCCGAAACCUAAGAAGAUGUAUUUUCUGAUAACUAAUUCAACUAUUGAGCAUGGUGAUAACAUGCAGAUAUCACAAGAUAAUGUCACAGAACUGUUCAGUAUCUCCAACAGCCUCUCUCAUCCAUUCCCGGAUGGUGUGGGGCAUAUGACCGUUGUGUGUGUUCUGGAAACGGAGUCAAUGAAGAUUUCCUCCAAACCUCGCAAUUUCACUCUUCCAGAGUUACCAUCUGUUGGAAAGAAUUGGAUACAGAUUAGAGCUAUCAUUAUAACGCUUGUCUUUGUGCUGCUGUUCACAAUCAUAGUGGCAAGAAUAUAUUGCAAGAAGCAGAACCAGCCUAUCAGGCCCAGCAACACAACCUGUAUGUCAGAGCAGGAUGGUAACGCUGGCAGAGAGUCUAUCAACCUGGAGGAACUUGGACCCCAAGUUGCAUCAGCAAAACCAAAUGCAGAGUGAAGGCAGCGAGAGCCUGAGGAAAGAGUUAAAAAUCGCUGUGCCUGAAAUAAAAAGUGCAGAGUUGCUUACAAUUCAAAAGUGUUCUCAGCUGACUGGAAUUCUACAGUUGAAUAAUUAAAGAACAAAAUACACAGUAGUGUCCAUAUUUUAUCCUGUUUCCUUUCCAAGUUUUGGGCAAUGUCAAUUGUGUCCCCUAUGCCAGGAGCAGACAUCUAUUUUGUCUUGCUUUGUUUAACUCAGUGCACACUCAUAGGCCAAGUGCACUAAAAUGGCUUCUCUCCCAGGAAUAACAUUUUGGAUCAAUCUCUCCUACUUGAGAUCAGAUUCUUCUUCUAAUUUUGCAUAGUGUGUUUUUAUAUGGAACUCCUUGUUGUAAGAAUACUGGCUUUUCUCUGUCUUGCACACUUGCAUACUUAUAUACUUAUACCUGGACAGCUACCUCUUCAGUCAGGAUGGGAGUGGUGUAUUUGGUGAUGUUAUUUGAUGUGUUCGUGUUGCUAUCUUAAAAUAGCAAAGAACAUAUACUAUAGUAGCUCAACUACAAUGAUCUAGAGAAAGACCCAGCACUUAUAAGAAACACUGUCCCUCCAUCAGGGUCAAUAAUGAAUACAAUGACCUAAGUAAUAUACAGGUGACAGCACAGAGUUCUCAGUGUUGGCAAAUCAAGAAACACAAAUAUGGAACCAUCUCUAGAUCCAAGAGCCACUCCUACCUGGGCUGCCACAGAUACUGGAAGAAUCCACCUGCCUGGCCAGCAAGUCACAACUUAGCAGGCAGCACUGAAGAAAGCAAGAUGUACUGUAUGCCCUUUUAAGAAAAUGCCUGGAAAGGUCUGGAGACUGCUGUGCAAGGAUAAGACAGCCAAGCACUCAAAACCAGGGGAAAUCACUAGAAUCCAACCAACAAAUGUUUAUGGAAGGACUGAUCUGCCCAGUCCAUUGAAAAGUCAAGAGGCCAGAGCUAGACCAGUGUGUCUCAAUGGAUGUAGAUAUCAGCCACCUCGGUGCUCUGUUUCAAAUUCAUCUAGAUGUAGAGCUAGGGAGAGAGCAGUCACAUUGAUGAAAGGCUAGGACGAUUUCAGCUCAUGGCUUGUGUGGAAGGAGGGAAAGCAGAAAUCACAACACUCUGAGACUGUGGCUUGGCCUUUCAAAGAAGGACAAAAAGCAACUAAUGCUGAAAGCACAUAGUGUAUCUAUACAGCAUGGAGUCGUCAUCACCCAAACUUAAAGAGAACUUUGGCAGGUCUGAGCAGCAAAAUAUUGUUCUUUCCAUUUUACAUAAAGGGCCCUGGGGGGCUAUAGACUGUUCCGCUGGCAGGGCUCAUGCUUGUAAUGUGUCCAUCUUGAUUCACCCUGUGCAGACUCUUAAGAUCUGGCCAGUUACUAACAUGUUCUGU